Messenger RNA from Schistocerca americana (American grasshopper), 4462 nucleotides. RefSeq lists its product as uncharacterized. The record is from RefSeq and is a predicted model, not a curated record. The transcript is spliced from 14 exons. Bases 61 to 3837 code for a protein of 1258 amino acids. Gene Ontology annotation, biological process: positive regulation of protein tyrosine kinase activity; neuromuscular junction development. NCBI's taxonomy places the organism in Eukaryota, Metazoa, Arthropoda, Insecta, Orthoptera, Acrididae. Gene Ontology annotation, molecular function: protein kinase binding.
UGUCGCCGGUGGCAGGUAGGUGGCACCUGCCCGCAUGGCGUCCAUGGCAGCCGCGUCCGCAUGAGUGUUCUGUUGCCGUCGUACAACCGAGACUGCCUGCACCUGCAGCUGUAUCGGGACAGUAAGGAGCGCUACAAGCAGGGACACACCAAGGCGUCGCUCUCCCUGCAGCACUUCCUCGCCGUCGAGACAGGGUUCACGUUGGACAAGGAGUCCAACACGAUAGCGAUCAUCUGCCAGGAUGUGACGGUCAUUCUGGCGUUUGACUCCAGGGAGCGCCAGAUGCAGUGGCAUGUCAAGAUCGUCAACAACCUUGGGGAAGGCCAGCAGUUCCUGGUGCAGGUGACGUCUGCGCCACCACGCGCGAAGAUCUGUAUGGGCCCGGCACGCCUCCACGUACAGGAGAGGCGCUUCUGCCUCACUUCGGGUGUGCCUCCCAGGCUGCUUGGUUUCUGGGACAUCAGCCAGCUCAGGCGGUAUGGUGUGGUGGAGGGCCGAUUCGUGUUCGAGGGUGGCUCCCGCUGUGGCAAGGGUGAGGGAGUGCAUGUGUGUGUCACUGACCAGGCUGCAGACAUCACUGCUGCCUUCCAACAGGCUGCACAGGGCUCGCUGGCUUCCAGGAGGAGGGCCAUGCUGCGGUCAGCACCUGCCACUGAUAGUCCUCGACGUCGCAUCCGCAACCAACAACCUGUGGAGACAGAUUCACCUCAGCCCUCUACAGCGCAUCCCCACUCAACACUCAGAGAUAUUCCUGGAGAACAAUUGCUGUGCAGUUGUAGCAAAACUGGUGAAGACAGCAAUUCUCAGUUUUGGACAGCAUCUGAAAUCACAGCUGCAGAAAGAUGCACUGAACAACCUCUAGACAAUAUCGGUGGUCAUCAGUUUGCUGCCUCUCCUAAGGAUAUUAUGACCUGCAGGCAUAGUUAUCAUCGACAGAACUGUAAAAUAUUUCAGCAACAUGUAACUGUACAUUCUAGAUCUGAUGGAGUUAGUUGCUCAAAAACAGCAGUGCAGGAACAUCUACAGAAUAAUUCCAUUCCUGAGACACAAAGCAUUUUGUUUAAUCCAGAUUCCAACAGGCAUGUCAUGGCAGGGGCACAGUUGUGUCACUGUUGUGCUGGUACGAACAUCUGUCGUCUGACAGACAAUGAAACAUCCGGCACUGAGUGCAAGCCAUUCCACCUUGCCACUCACAGUUCACUGGAGAAAAUUAUGCAGCACAGCCCAUUCAAAAGACUCUACCCUAUACACCAGCAACAAGUCUGCACAGUGACAUCUCAACAAGAUCCAUUGCUAAUGUCAAAAUCUUAUCCAACAGGUGACAAUACAUCUGUACUGCCAACAUUCAACACAGCUCAGGGGACAGCCACAUGUAAUUUAUGUCUAAAUCGUUGGCACUGUUCAUCCCAAACAAUUCGUGCUCAUAAUUCUUCAUCACAGAAUUCAGCUUCAUCAAAUUUCUCUAACAGGAAUAAAUUAACUGAAAAUUCUGUACCGGUGAGUUUGGGAGCACAUGUCCAAAAACUGACACUACAACAAGUCAGCUAUAAAUGUAGAAACAAUACUGAAUUUAUUAAACAGGAUAGCUGUGUACCAAAUACAAUAACAGAUGGAGCUUCAGAUCACAAUUAUGACAUUCCCAGUACAUUUACUGAAAACAUUUGCUCUGAGGUGCAAGAAGGAUCCGAUGAAAGUAUGACGGGUGAUACUGUAAUGGAGGACACAGAAGACACUGCAUUAAAAGUAGACUGCGGCACCCCAAGAAAAGUUCACAAAUUAUGUGAGCCUGUUGUAGUUCCUGGAGGGUCUUCAUUUGGUGGCAAUUAUGAUACUUUGCCAAGAACACAAACAUCAAGAAUGCCAUGUAAAUGUUUUAUGAGGCCUUGCAACAAAAUUACUUCUAUAUCCAAUCCUUUAAAACUGACGGGACAAGGGACUGUAAACAAGAAUACCAAAGAAAAAUAUACUCAUGGGAACUGCCCAUGUCAGAAAGUAAUGUUCUGGGCUGGUAACUUCAUGACAUUACCAUACUGCCGACGUGGAAAUGGAAUGGAAGACACUGGGACUUCUUCCCGAUGUGCUGGCCUGGAUUUGCAUGAAAUGAUGACAACUGCUGAUACUUCAAACACCACAGCUUUAUAUGCCACAGUAGACAAAUCAAAGAAAAGGAACAGGGAGACUGCUCUGCAUCAGAGAUGCUACUGCAGUGGUUCUCCUUGUGUCUGUCAGAAAGCAAUUACAGAAAGAACUUAUGGUGGAAACUUAACAGCAACUAGUACCACUGAAACAGGAAUCACCAACCUGGAAACUGAACAAUCAGAUGGUGUCUGUGAAGCUCCAAGUGCCCCUUCAAGUGAAGACCGAUAUUAUGAAAACAUGGGAUUUGCUGAUUCCUUAGAAUAUUAUGAAAAUGUAAAAGAUGUACUUAAGAAAGCAGGAAUAGAACAAGAUAAAGUAUGUACCCCUGACAAAAAUAUGCAGGCCAACAGAGAACAAGACAAUAAAUAUAUUAUUUCAUGCACUGAUCCUAAUGUAGUGAGAAUAUGUGAAAAAUGCGGACAUCAUUUCCAGGCAGAAAAUUUUAGUGUUGACAGCCCAGAUAAGGCAGAAAAAGUUGAAAAUCUAAUGUCUACUAAACAGGAGAAAAGUGUAUCAGAUGAUUACUUAAUGAUGCUUCCUGGUAAAGACUUAUUGCUCCAUCCAGGAGAUAAUUCUCCACUAAGUUCACCAACAGAAAACCUGCACACUAGUUCAGGUCCAAGAGAUAUAGAUUCAGUUCAAAAUAUCCCGAAUACUUCUGCUCAUGAUGAUGCAUGUAGCAACAGUGCUGAUGGCAGUCGAGGAAAAUAUUACCACACACCAUGCAAAAUACCCACUGUAUAUUUCAACCAUGCUCAGGAACCAGACAUAACAGUGUGUGAUACACCAUUAACCUCUUCAUGCAGACAUGGGAGAAAUAAAGCAGAAAACUCUCUGUCAGAUAGUACAGAAUUUAAAACACAAGAAAAUUUGAAAAAGUGUAAAGAGCAGUUUGCAUGUGAUUGUGAAAGAGUUACUUAUUUAAAACAGAUCUGUACGCAUCCACAUUCUGAUGAAUCUCUAGAGUUGCAUUUGUGGAAUACUUUCCCUCAAAGAAAGCAACCAUCUCAUGCCAGGCAAUCUGACUGUACUGGUAGUCUACCAAAAUGCAUGAACAAUCAUUUUUCUCACAGAGACAGUCUUAAGGAGAAACCUGCAGAAAAUGAAAGGCAUCUGUCAGACAGCCUUCUGCUGCCUGUCCACAUACGUCGCUCCUCCAGUGUCCCUUGUAAGCCAGUGAACAACAGAGAUUCUUCCAGUUCUAAUGACUCAGGGGUUGCAGUGGAUUUAAUCUUACUCAAGGCAAGAAACUUGUCACAGACUGAAAAUCUAUCUGCACUUAUUAAUCAUUCUGGCUAUGAUACAAAGUGUCUACAUUACUCUCUACCAAGAAGAUCAAAAUCUGUUGAUCCUGUAAAAAACAGUCUGCUGUGUUUCCAGAAGUCUGUUGCAACUGCAAAGUGUUCACCAGUUGAAGUAGCAGGGCCUACAUACCAAAAGGUUUCAGUUUCUGGAAGUCCUGAAGGAGAAAAUUCUGUUGCAAUUCCAUAUAUUGAUUCACAGAGUGUGAGCAGUGGCACCUCAAAUAUUUCUGAUUACAUGGACACCUUAUCUUUAUGUUCACACAGUUCAUCGGAUGUGCAGGACGGACGAAGGUUAGGGAGACAGGCCGCUACAACCCUCCGACCCAGAUCUGGCAAGGAAUAUCAGCUCAUUGACCGCUAUGUUCUUGAAGGCGAUAUUCAGUUAACAGGAUGAAAAUCUACAACGAAAAGGAGGUGUGGGAAGAUGCAGCCACUUUGUUGUUGUUUGCAGAAAAUUCAAUGGAUUACACAGUGUCUCAUCAAAAUCAUCAUUUAUCUAUCAUAUAACAUGGAAGACCAUUUAACUCAAAGGACGAAUAUCCUUUGACUAAAAUGAAAAUCUUAUAUCUGGAAAUCAUUUACUAAUUUUGAACCAAAGUACUCAAAUGCUACAUAUAUCUAAGGUGCAGGUUCUUUCAGACUGUCAUUUGAAGAAACUGUCGGGACAAAUAGCACUCCGAUUACUUAUUUCAGAGGAAAUAAUGGAAAAUUAAUACAUAUGCCCAGAAUAUUUUCUGGUCAAAAUGGUAAAAAAUAAUCUUUCAAAAUUAAAUUUCUUCAGAAUGACAAUUUAUUCUCAAUUUCUGGCAAUAGGACUUGAUGUCAGAGUGACUUCCUAAGUGAUUUAGUUCAAAUCAGAAAUGUUUCCACAAGAAACAACAAGACAAUAAAAGAUACACAGACUGCGCCAAUCCAGGCUAGCAGGCAUGAUGGAGACUGAUCAAAGCUACAUGAGAAAUGGAUGUGAUGUGUCAGUAUUCUGUGUACUGAGAGAGAAUAAAUGGCUGAAUUAAUAUACA